ACUCGCCGACUCGCGUCUAGUGACUUUAAAUCCUUAAGUGUGUGCAAAGGCAUUCCUGAACUCUGGUGUGUUCUUCUUUGCUCGAUAAAAUAUGCAAUUUUUACAUCAUUUGACUUUGAAUUUGGCAAUUAAAUUUCGAAUGCGAAUAUAGAUUCGAAGACGAAUAUCUAGAAAUAACAAACUAUAUUUGGAUAAUUUAUAACAAUCGUGUUACACGAUUGUAACGAUUGCAAAAUGACAACGUUGAGGCAUGACAUUGAAUUACCAAACAAUAUUCCAAAGUUAUUAAUGGAGAAACAUGCAAACUAUCUCAUUUCGUACGGGACCAACAAAGAUGAAUACAACUAUUCUCAGACAGAGCAUAUGAGGAUGUCUGGCAUAUACUGGGGCCUUACCGCUCUAGAUUUAAUGGGCAAAUUGGAACAAACCAAUAAAGAAGAAGUGUUAGAAUUUAUUGGACAAUGUCAAAGUGACAGUGGUGGUAUCAGUGCCAGUAUACAACACGAUCCACAUUUACUUUAUACACUUAGCGCGGUUCAAAUUUUGUGUAUGUACGAUGCGUUGGAUGUAAUAAACGUCGAUAAAGUCGUGAGUUACGUCAAAGAGAGACAACAGGCAGAUGGAAGUUUUGUGGGCGAUCAAUGGGGUGAGGUCGAUGUCCGAUUUUCUUUCUGUGCCGUUGCUACUCUGUCACUCUUGAACCGUUUAGACGCGAUAGAUGUCGAGAAAGCGGUACAAUUCGUAUUGAAAUGUAUGAAUUUUGAUGGAGGAUUCGGCUCGAAGCCAGGAUCUGAGAGUCACGCGGGUUUAAUUUAUUGUUGCGUUGGAUUGCUUUCAAUCACAGGACAUCUGCAUCUGAUAGACGCUGAUCGCUUAGGAUGGUGGUUAUGCGAGAGACAACUACCUUCUGGCGGUUUAAAUGGCAGGCCUGAAAAGUUACCAGAUGUAUGUUACUCUUGGUGGGUGCUAUCGGCGUUAACAAUUUUGGGUCGUCUUCAUUGGAUAGAUAAAAAAGGCUUGGUUGAUUACAUUUUAAUUUGUCAAGAUGUCGAAACUGGCGGUUUCAGUGAUCGGCCCGGUGAUAUGGUUGACCCUUUUCAUACUUUGUUCGGCCUCACUGCGUUGUCAUUGUUAGACAAGAAUUUCUCGUUAAAACCAAUAAAUCCUACUUAUUGUAUGCCAGAGUAUAUAAUCGAUCGCUUAGGUCUUAAACCAUCGCGACUCGACGCGUGAUUAUAUAUCUGAUACGCUUUAUAAAUGUACAUUAAUUCUUUGUUAAAUAUAUGAUUGUAGAUUUUCCACAAAGUAGA
Messenger RNA from Temnothorax curvispinosus, 1310 nucleotides. RefSeq names its product geranylgeranyl transferase type-2 subunit beta (gene betaggt-II). Lineage: Eukaryota; Metazoa; Arthropoda; Insecta; Hymenoptera; Formicidae. The record is from RefSeq and is a predicted model, not a curated record. Bases 235 to 1233 code for a protein of 332 amino acids. Gene Ontology annotation, cellular component: Rab-protein geranylgeranyltransferase complex. Gene Ontology annotation, molecular function: Rab geranylgeranyltransferase activity. Gene Ontology annotation, biological process: protein geranylgeranylation. The transcript is spliced from 6 exons.